Messenger RNA from Spinacia oleracea (spinach), 1260 nucleotides. RefSeq lists its product as uncharacterized. The transcript has 2 exons. The coding region runs from base 491 to 1255 and encodes 254 amino acids. The record is from RefSeq and is a predicted model, not a curated record. NCBI's taxonomy places the organism in Eukaryota, Viridiplantae, Streptophyta, Magnoliopsida, Caryophyllales, Amaranthaceae.
ACGGAUUUUUCACCAAAUGCCCCUGAGGUUUACUUUAAUGCACCAAAUACCCCUAAACUUUCCAAAAUGCACCAAACACCCCUGACGUAUGCAAUAAUAUCAUUAAAUGCCCUUUUGUCUGACGGACGUUAACCCUCCGUUACCAUGUUUUUACCUUGUUGCCCUUACUUGUCCUUUCUGGCGCCAUAUCAAAAAAGAAAAAAAAAAAAAAAAAUUCAAAACCUAACUUCCCAACUUCUUCCUCGACAUUUCUCUCUGUUCUCUUACACCAUUAGAGAGCACUUGAGUACCAAACCAAAGAGAGAGAAAGAUCGAAAUUCGCUGGGAUUUGUGUAAAACAACUCGCAAUAGUUAGUCGAAGUAAAUCCCCACGAAAAGAUCGACAAUUUGGUCCAAAAAUCUGCAGUUUUCGCGAGUCCUACAAAAGUGGGUGCAAGGAGAGCAAAGGACUGGAAUUUGUGGCUUCAACUUCAUCAAAAUUGUGUCAAGGAUGGUCGCAAUUUGGUUGUUAUGUCAUUAUAAUGAUCGGAAUUUUGAUGUGAGGGUACAAGAUACUGAUGAAACGAACUACAUGGAUUUGGUUGAUGACUUGUUUGAUGAUUCUAUUAAGCAAGAUGUUCUGAUUCCCGAUUUAUUUAGAUUGUUUUAUGUUAAUCCUAGUACGAAUAAAAGAGUAGAAUUGUUGAAUGAUGUUGGUUUGAUGGGCAUGUGGGGUUUAUUUAAGCGCACAGAUACUGUGGAAAUAUGGAUAGAGAAGGCAAAUGAGAAGGAAACUUCAAUCCAAUUUAGGACUGCAGUUAAGAAAAGGAAGGAUAGGAAGGAAAGGAAGGCUGCAGAACUUAGAAGGAAAGCUGAGGAGUUUGAGAGGGAGAGGGAAGAGGAAAGGAGAAGGUUAGAAAGGGAGGCUGAGAUUCAAAGGGAUUUGGAGGAGCAAUUGGCAAACACAGUGGCAGUUGAGGUGCCUGUGUAUGAUGUUGAGGAUUUAAGCGUAGAGUACGUACGUGUUUACAGCUCACAACAUGCUGACUGCCUUUCCCCGGGAGGUUCCCAACCACCAAAUACACAAAAAGAGCCUUCACCACCACCAAGAGAGCCCUCACCACCACCAAAUGUUCCAUCACCACCAAGAGAGCCCUCACCACCACCAAAUGUUCCAUCACCACCAAGAGAGCCCUCACCACCACCAAAUGUUCCAUCACCACCAACCUCACCACAGACACAACCACAGCAACAACAACAACAGACAGAACAUUAGCAACA